Molecule: messenger RNA, 3966 nt
Organism: Xiphias gladius (swordfish)
Lineage: Eukaryota; Metazoa; Chordata; Actinopteri; Istiophoriformes; Xiphiidae
Product: zinc finger protein 239-like
Exons: 5
Coding region: 275-1462 (395 amino acids)
Biological process (GO): regulation of transcription by RNA polymerase II
Cellular component (GO): nucleus
Molecular function (GO): RNA polymerase II cis-regulatory region sequence-specific DNA binding; DNA-binding transcription factor activity
Source: RefSeq, a predicted model, not a curated record
UCCCGCAAUGCUUCGCGCAGCUACGUCAUUGUGCCGUCAUUUUACAAGAUGGUGGUAUUUGCGUGGCAACGUCAAUGUUAACAGAAGAGAGACUGUUGGAAAGAAGAUUCAUCUGACAAAUCCAGUUUUCACCAGACAUUUUAAUAACCAAACUGUAAAAACAUCAACAAGAAAGUUUGGGUUUCAGUCAAGAUCUGAAUAAGCAGAGUUGAAGCCGUGCUGAUGAGAAGAAAAUCAUUUGGAGGACAUUAACUUUGACCAAUAAGGAGUUGAAAUGAGUUCUUCAGAAGAGAAUGUCUGGAGAGGAUUUAGACAGACACUCAUUAACCUCCACAUUAACAAAAGGCUUUUUUCCCAACAGCAGCAGCUGAAAAAGACAGACACAGACAGGAGCAGACCUCAUCAGUGUCAAAACUGCGGGAAAUCAUUCAGUCGGAUUUGUAGUCUAAGAAGACAUGAACUCACUCACACUGCAGAGAAACUGUACCACUGUGAACAAUGUGGCAGCAGUUUCAGCCAACUAAAUGCGUACAAUUUACACCUGUAUACCCACCCUGAAGAGACACCAUACUGCUGUGAACAAUGUGGGAGGGAUUUCAGUGACCAGAGCUCAUACAGAAAACACCUGCGUGACCACACUGGACCAUACCAGUGUGACCAGUGUGAAAAGAGUUUCAGUUACUUCAGUAUUUACAAGAUACACAUGCGUGUCCACACUAAAGAAAAGCCAUACUGCUGUGACCAGUGUCCAAAGAGUUUUAGUUUUUUAAGUUCUUACAAACGGCACCUGCUUAGUCACAGUGGAGAGAAGCCCUAUCAGUGUGACUUUUGUGGAAAGAGUUUCACUCAGUCAGGGCAUUUCAGUUUGCAUCUGCGUAACCAUACUGGAGAGAAACCAUAUGAGUGUGACCAAUGUGCAAAGAGUUUCAGUGACUUAAGUAGUUACAAGAUUCACCUACGUGUCCACACAGGAGAGAAACCAUAUUGCUGUGGCCAGUGUGGUAGAAGUUUCUCUCAGCUGGGUAAUUACAAGUCCCAUUUACGUAUUCACACUGGGGAAAAACCGUUCCGCUGUGAACUAUGUGAGAAAAGUUUCUCUAUUUCUAAAACAUAUAAACAACACGUGCGCACACACACUGGAGAGAAACCAUAUCAGUGUAAGGAAUGUGGCAAAGGUUUUGGUCGCCUGAGCAAUUAUAUGCGGCACCUUCGUAUCCACACUGGAGAGCAACCAUUCAGUUGUGACCAGUGUGGGAAAUGUUUCAACAGUUCGUAUAGUUACAGUCGCCACCUGCGUGUCCACACUGGAGAGAAACCAUACUGGUGCUCACAGUGUAAGAGGCUUUUCACACGGUCACAGUCUUUGAAGAAACACCGCUGUGUUGAAAUAGAUGAAGAAAGUUCAACUUUGUGUACCAAAGAAGCACUUGUUAGCUGCUCAUCAACAGAAUUAACAAACUAGAACCAGUAACAACCACCAAAAUAAACUAGAGUGUGUGUAUUCAUGGUAAUGAAGAGACAUGUCAGUCAAUACUACAGUUUGGCUCACUUAGGUAUUUUCAAUGUUUUUUGGGGAACAAUGGAGCUUUGUGGCAGGAUAUAGCAGACUCUGAAUACACACACAGUGCUUGUUAGGAGGAUCAGUUAAAUUUUGGUUUUGGUCUUUCCAUGUGCCCUUUUGACACUAAAAGAAAUAUGGAAUAUAUCAUCACACUUAUAUUAACCAUGUUUCUUUUCUGCUCCGAGUAAGGUUAAAGGAGAUAAUGAAAAGGCCCAAAGUGCAACGUUUUUAAAGGGUAAGUUUGUAAGUAUACUUGGUUGUUACUAUUUCAUUCUUUUUGGUCUUCUGUAUUCGGAAUUGUAUAAUAUACCAGAGAAUGGAUAAUUGAAGCCAUUAUUUGUAAAAUUGGGAAAUGUCUUACUUUGGUUCCAUCUGGUGGAAGAAGAAUGGCACUAUGACUUUGAAGGGUGACUGAGUUUUCUCAUUGAAUAGCCCUCUGGCUCAGUAUAGUAAAAUACAUUUAUUUUUUCCAUGAUAUUGAUAAUAAGUUGACUCAUUCAAUGCAGUUAUUUUCAAGGGCCUGAGCAACGACUGGUGCAAGGACCCUAAUGGAAUUGCUAUUAUUAUCAUCCAUGCAAAUGAAUCACAUUUUUGAGGGGCUAGACAUGCUAGAAAACUCAUGAAAUUUUGCACGUGUCAGACUUGCUGAAAAUUUAGAUAUUGUAUAGGUGUUGCACAUGGUUGUGGCAAAAUGGCUAGAUAGCGCCCCCUAAAAAAUUUCAAGGACUUAGUUCUUGAAAUACGUGUCACCUACAUAUACGAAAAUUGGUAGCCGCGUGUAACAUCCCAUAACUUACAAAAAAGCCUCUUGGAGCCAUACCCGAAACCCAUCAGGAAGUCAGCCAUUUUGAAUUUAAUGUGCAACUGUGGCGCAGUUUUUGGCCUUUACAGGCAUUGUACUUUAACAAACUCCUCCUAGAGAAUUGAACAGAUUGACUUCAAGUUCGGUCAGUUCAAUAUCAAGACCUUUGUGAUGUUAAAUUGUGAAGCUUUUGAGAUGUUGUUGAAUGGCGUGUCCAUGGCAGCAUGGUGAAUUUCAGUGUUUCUCCAUGAAAGAGGAAUUUGUUGUAACUCAAAUAUACAUUGUCCAUUGUGCUCCAAACACGUUUGAUAAGAGUCCUGGCCUGAAGACACAUACAGGCCAAUACAGAAUAAUAGUAAUAAUGCCACCUACUGCCAACAGGAAGUAAGCCUUGUGUGACAAAUCAUCAUUUUAUUUACAUAAACGUUUCAUGAUCUUGUCUACACUUGAUCUACAACAACAUAUGCUAAGCUUGUGCUUGUUCUCUUGAACCACGUUCUGGACAUAGGAAUUAAUACAAAAUGUGCAAAAGAUCUGCCGGCAGGCACUCUAUGCAGGAAAUAACAUCUUAUUCGUUCACACAGUCUCCAAUGCUAGCAGAAGUGCACAUGUGUGUCAACAUGCCACCAGCGUUGGCACCCCGCCAGCACCCCUGACGUGCACGACGGUGUUGGGGCCUGAUCAACGCUGCUUGCUGCUUUAAUUGUAAAAAUGUCACGCUUAUGAGAGGCCUUUAACCUUGUCAAAUGCUCCAUGUUUACAUCAGUCAAGCUGUCACUCCAAUAUAUUGUUCAGAAUUUUGUUCGAGAUACUCACACCAUUGAAAAAAAUACAUUUGAAAGACUCAAUACCAGUGUAUGUUCUUGAGUAGUACUCUGUAUAUAAGUAGAUGUUUAAUAAAUAUUGUUGUUAAUAAAUGCAAGUUCAACUCACAGGUGGAAACAUUGGAAACAAAGUGUGAAUGGUGAUGAGACAGUGCCAGGAACAUCUCUUAAAACAAAGUUUGAAAUCUUUGAGAACAGGUUUUGCUUUUGCUUUCUCUUUGAUGUUUUCAAAUACCAAAUUUGCAGUAGCACUCCAGAGUCACAACUAGAUUGAUAUCCAUCAGAGCUCCUCUUGCAUAAUAUCUGUACAAAGUGGUCAAUUACAUGAAACAAAACAGUACACUGUUAAUGACUAUUGUAUAUUGUGUAUGCUAUUACAAUUUCAGUAAGGAGAGAGAAUUGUAUAACAGUAUUUAAUGAGGUAACAACAGAGGGAAGUUUUGGUGAUUUGACUCUGAUGAUGAGAAGCAUCUACAUGAAGUAAAAGGGGCCCAAUGAAGAUAGGAGAUAGGAUGUGGUCCCCUCGAGCCUAGACACUGGCGGUGGUAGAAAAGAGCAAGCAGGUGGACAGUGGACACUUUCUUUGAGACUCCCUGGAAGUUCUUGAUGUCAAGGUGGAGAUGGGGAGGAGGUGGGUUGCGCAAUAGGAGAGCUGAAAGAUGUCUAGACAGAAAUUCAAUGACGGUUUAAGACUGAUACUGAAGAGGAUGAAAAAUUGAAGCCAUCAAUAUGCGAAUAUAUUAACAUGCUGUAAAAUAAACCCUGAAAUAAAUGACUUA